Messenger RNA from Adineta ricciae, 1548 nucleotides. NCBI's taxonomy places the organism in Eukaryota, Metazoa, Rotifera, Eurotatoria, Adinetida, Adinetidae. The record is from the annotation of a GenBank genome assembly.
AUGAUGAAAGCAACAUUAAGUAUAACUCUCGUAUUUUUACUGAAUCUGAUUGCUUUACACCAAAUCUUCGCCAUGCCCGUCAAUGAUUGGGAAGAAGAUGAAUUCACAACAGAUUCUAUUGUUUUUACAGAUUCCACCAGUACCGAGGAAGAAAAUGUAUCGAAUAUUACAAUCGAUGCAAAUGGAACUAAUAUGACUGAUAUAGAUAUAACAACGGUUUCAUCUGUUGACAACAUUACUGAAACUAAUAAUUCAAGUGAAGGCAAUACAUAUGAGAUCACAACACCAAUAUCAAAUCAACCAGAAUCGAGUGAUAGAGUUAGAUUUCAAGUUGUUAUCAACCCGGCAACACUUGAAGUACAACGUGGGCAAACUUAUGAACUUAUCUGUAGUGUUUAUGGUGCUGAUGCAAGUACACAUGUUUAUUGGAUUCAAGAAGAACCAGAACGACGUUAUGCUCUUACCGAUACAAAUGAUAAACAUGUCACAGGAUCUCAGGUAUUAUCGCGAGCACGUAUUACUCUGGAUGAUCCGAGUAAAAUUGGAAAAUAUACAUGUAUGGCGCAAAAUGCAGAAGGAAGUAGCGAUUCAGCUCUUCUUACAAUGCAUGAACAAACUAAUUUUCACUACGAUUAUCCAAAACCAGAAAGCACACCAGAUGUGUAUCGUGCUGCGCAAGAUUUAAGAAUAACUGCACCGGAGGUAGCUGAUGGAGAUUACGUGAAAAUUCAAUGUGAAAAUGCAGCAUCGGAAGAUGAAGGAAAAAUUCAGUGGUAUUUUAAUAAUCGACUUCUUCAUGAUGAGGAUCCACUUUAUCCACGUGGAAAAACUCUUCAUAUUCGUCCUAUUUCAAGAUCGUACUUGGGAAACUAUCGUUGUUCAAUUCCUGAAUCGAACUAUAGAGAUGCAAAUAGUAUCAUUGAAUUUCGAGGUAAAUAUGCUCAUAAUGAAACGAAUCCUAGUGCUAUUAUUUGUUUUGAAGGACAACCAUCACAUCAUGACAUUCAGCCAGUAUUUCAUCCAUCAACUCCAUUAUCCAUUGAAGAAGGUACCAAUCAAUUGAUUCAAGCGCCUGCUGGCUAUUAUCGUGCGUAUUGGACACGUCAAAAUAAUCAGAAUCUACCAUCAGAUAUUUAUCAACGAGGUAAUGAUUUACAAAUUACGAACGCGCGUUCGGAUCAUUCAGGAACUUAUUAUUGUGAAUUAUACAAUGUUGAUGGUACACGUACGACUAUUCCUUAUGAAAUUCAUAUUCAACGUAGUUAUACACAUCAUUCAUUCGAUAAUCAUCUACCAAAAAUAACUAUUCGUCCACAAUCUAUUAAUUUAAAAGAAAGUCAACCUGCAGAUAUCACAUUCGCAUCAUUGGCAUAUCCAAUGAUAUUUCCACGACAAUGUGAUGAUUUAGUUUUCGAAUAUGAUCAAAAUCGAAUGAGCCGAGAAUUAUACGAUCAAAUUACCACUUAUCGUUCGCAACGUGCAGGAAAAUUUGUUCUACGAAUGUAUGAACAACAUCGAAUUACUGAUCAAGUUCAACCAAUGCGUUAG